This is a messenger RNA of Chanos chanos (milkfish), 1967 nucleotides long. RefSeq names its product SH3 domain containing 21 (gene mnmip1). Gene Ontology annotation, molecular function: protein binding. The transcript is spliced from 17 exons. The record is from RefSeq and is a predicted model, not a curated record. Lineage: Eukaryota; Metazoa; Chordata; Actinopteri; Gonorynchiformes; Chanidae. The coding region runs from base 54 to 1601 and encodes 515 amino acids. Gene Ontology annotation, biological process: cell migration; actin filament organization.
GGACUUCUUCCUUUUCCAGUGUCAGCUACGGAGCACGGCGGGUCUAAGCAGCCAUGGAGGUGUUGGUGCUGAUUGACUUUGAAGGGACAGUGCCGGAUGAACUGACGGUGCAGGCCGGAGACGUGGUGAAGAAUGUCACCAAGGCCAGUGAGGAAGGUUGGCUGGAGGGUGAGCUAAGAGGAAAGAGAGGCAUCAUCCCUGCUAACUUUGUUAAGGAGGUACCGGUUUAUUUACUGGGAGACACCAAGCGGGAGCCAAGAAGUAUUAGAACAUCAAAGAUGCCGAAGAAACAGACCAGAAAAUGUGAAGUGACCUUUGCAUAUACACCAGCACACGAGGACGAGCUGGAGCUGGUCGUUGGGGAGACCAUAGAAAUCCUCAGAGAAAUUGAGGAUGGUUGGUGGAUGGGAAAGAAAAAUGGAGUAGUUGGAGCUUUUCCAUCAAACUUUGUCAAAGAAAUAUUUGUUUUAGAAAGUAAGCAUAACGAGGGAAAAAUAAGGCCCAAACUCUCCCAAGCCAUCUUCAGUAAGGAGGGAAGGCCACAGCAGAGGGCAAGUGUACGGAACAAAACAACAAAAGCGAAAGAAUGUUGUCAGGUUAUGUUUGAUUAUUCUCCCUGUGGAGAGGAUGAGCUGGAGCUAAAGAAAGGAGAUAUCGUCACAAUCAUCACAAAGGAGACCGAGGAUGAGGGCUGGUGGCAGGGAGAGCUGAAUGGGCACAGGGGCUUCUUCCCCGACAACUUUGUUAUGGUCAUUCCAGCCGAUGCCCUCCAAUGCGGGACUAAAAGCCAGGCUCCGGUCCGACGUGGCACUGAGAAACGAUCAGUCAAGCUACAACCUGCAGGAAUGGAACAGAAGAACGGCACUGACGCAAAAGAAGAGAAGCCAGAGUUGAAAGACCUGAGAAGUGAUCCCCCUGGCAAAAUCAAACUCCCAGGCCUGCGUAAAGCUCCGCCACCUCCAGUUAAGGACAAACCACAAAAGUUUGUGCCCAAGACCAAUGAUGACCAACCUCCUGUUUCACCUAAACACACUGAAAAUAAGGAACAGCCUCCUGUUUCACCAAAACACACUGAGAAUAAGGAACAACCUCCUGUUUCACCAAAACACACGGAGAAUAAGGACAAAGAUGUGGACCACUUUGAUGGGAUUGAUGUGGCCCCACAGAAACUGAGUCAUCCCACAGCAAACAGAGCUAAGCCUCCUCAGAGAAGACCACCGACAGCAGCCGCCAGUGCCCCGCAAGGAGCCACUGGUGUGGAGCAGACUGAGGAUUCGUCAGACCCAGAUGGGUCGUCUAAAAAGACUACACAGGACCAUUCACAUUUGCCAGAAAAAAUAGAACAAUCCCUCAAGUCCAUGACGGCACCGCAACCUAACCUAAACCUCCAACCUAAAGUGCCAACGGAGACCAAGCCUCAGGAGGAGAAUGUGUCACUGGCUGUAGUCAUGGCAGAAAUCAAAGAGCUGCGUGUGUCACUGGACCUACUGAAGGCCCUUCAUCAGAGGGACGUACAGGAUCUUAAAGAAGAGUUGAACGAUGAAAGGAAUAAACGCACGAAGUUACAGGAGGAAGUACAGGCCUUGAGGUCAAAACAUUAACUGUUACAGACAAAAGUCUGUGGGUGAUGUUUUUCCUUAUACAAUCUUUCGCCUUCAUCUACUCCAUAUGGGAAGGACAAAUACAAAGUCAUUGCUCAGGGGUUGCUAUGGAGACCAGGAAACACUGCUGAUGGGUCAUCAGGGACUUUCUAAGAAAUGUUGAACUCAUCAGACUCAUUAAAUCAAAUGAGUGGUUAACAAAGACUGUGAACAAGGUGUCUUUAAACAUGUUAUAUAUUGUAUUGGCAGUAUAAGGUAUUAUGGUGCACUGGCUGUUUUGUUUUUAUUUUUCCUCUUCUUUAUUUGUGAUGGUAAAUUCCUUCCUAGAAUUUAAGAGUGACCCUGCAUUCUUUCAACCCUAAUGCU